GUCUGUGAUGGCAGUGAACCCUCAACUGUAAGAACAAGUGAAAACAUAAAUGAAACACAUGAUGGAACAAAAGGUUCAAAGUUAAGUCUUGCAGCAAAUGAGCAGAAGAGUCCACUUGAAGACAUGCCAUCUUCAGACACCGACAUCAAUUUGGAGAUCUCAUUUGCAGAACAGGCAGCUAAUCUCAAAGACAGCUCAGUAGGCAAAAUGUGCAAGGGUGGAGGAGGUGACACCCUUCUCCUGAAUUUCAGACUGCCGAAGGACAAAACAGGUACCACAAAGAUUGGUGACCUGGCCUCUCAGGACAUGAAGAAAGUCUAUUCUUUAGCACUGAUUGAAUUAACUGCUCUCUAUGAAAUACUUGGGACAGAGUUCAAGCAGCAAAAAGCUGUAAAAAUCAAAACCAAAGACUCUGGCUUGUUUGGUGUCCCACUGUCUAUUUUACUGGAACAGGAUCAGAAGAAGGUUCCAGGAACCAAGAUCCCACUGAUUUUUCAAAAGCUGAUUGCCCAGAUAGAAGAGACAACUCUGGAAACAGAAGGACUUCUUAGAAUACCAGGAGUUGCAACAAGAGUAAAGAGUCUUUGCCAAGAACUGGAAGCAAAAUUUUAUGAAGGGACUUUCAACUGGGAAAACGUAAAGCAACAUGAUGCAGCAAGUCUUUUAAAACUCUUCAUUCGUGAACUGCCUCAGCCACUUCUGACUGUAGAAUAUCUCAAAGCUUUCCAAGAUGUACAGAAUCUUCCAACGAGGAAACAGCAACUGCAAGCUUUGAAUCUUUUGGUUCUUCUUCUACCUGAAGCAAACAGAGACACUCUGAAGGUGCUGCUUGAAUUCCUCCAAAGGGUAAUUGAUCAUCAAGACAAAAAUAGAAUGACGUUAAAGAAUGUUGCAAUGGUGAUGGCCCCAAACCUUUUCACGUUUCAUGGGUUUGGCUCAAAGACUAUUGAACAAAGCGAGUUUGUUAUGGCAGCUGGAACAGCAAAUGUCAUGCGCUUUAUGAUUCAGUACCAAAAACUUCUCUGGACAAUUCCUAAGUUUAUUGUUAACCAAGUGAGAAAACAAAAUGCUGAAAGGCAGAGGAAGGAGAAAAAGGACAAAGCUAUGAAGAAACUUCUGAAAAAGAUGGCAUACGACCGGGAAAAGCAUGAGAAACAGGAUAAGACUCCUAAUGAUACUGAUGUUCCUCAGGGAGUGAUACGGGUGCAAGCGCCUCAUCUUUCGAAAGUUUCCAUGGCAAUACAGCUGACAGAAGAACUGAAAGCCGGUGAUAUAGUAGCCAGGUUUCUCAGCCAGAAAAGUGGAAACGUCCAAACACUCAAGAAAGAAGAGGUCUUUCUUUAUGAAAUAGGAGGAAAUAUUGGAGAACGCUGCCUUGAUGAUGAUACCUACAUGAAGGACCUAUACCAGCUCAAUCCAAAUGCUGAAUGGGUUAUAAAACCCAAGCAGAGCUAA
Acanthisitta chloris (rifleman) is the source of this 1455-nucleotide messenger RNA. RefSeq names its product Rho GTPase activating protein 18 (gene ARHGAP18). The record is from RefSeq and is a predicted model, not a curated record. Gene Ontology annotation, biological process: regulation of small GTPase mediated signal transduction; regulation of actin filament polymerization; signal transduction. Gene Ontology annotation, molecular function: GTPase activator activity. Gene Ontology annotation, cellular component: cytoplasm. The annotation marks the transcript as partial. The transcript has 12 exons. NCBI's taxonomy places the organism in Eukaryota, Metazoa, Chordata, Aves, Passeriformes, Acanthisittidae.